Molecule: messenger RNA, 432 nt
Organism: Rattus norvegicus (Norway rat)
Lineage: Eukaryota; Metazoa; Chordata; Mammalia; Rodentia; Muridae
Source: RefSeq, a predicted model, not a curated record
GAAGUGGAGCAGAAGAAGCGAACCUUCCGCAAGUUCACCUACCAUGUCGUGGACCUUGACUAACUGCAGGACAUGUCUUAUGAGCAGCCAAUGCAGUUGUACAGCGCCCUCCAGAGGCUGAACCGUGGCCUGCAGCGGAAACAGCACUCACUGCUCAAGCGCCUGAGAAAGGCCAAGGAGGAGGAGCCACCCAUGGAGAAGCCCAAGGUGGUGAAGACCCACCUGAGCGACAUGAUCAUUCUGUCUGAGAUGGUCAGCAGCAUGGCGGGUGUGUACAACCGCAAGACCUUCAACCAGGUGGAGAUCAAACCAGAGAUGAUUGGCCACUACCUGGGCGAGUUCUCCAUUACUUACCAGCCCGUGAAGGACGGGCUGCCCGGUAUUGGCACCACCUGCGCCUCCCAUUCAUCCCCCUCAAGUAGCAGAGGAUAG